AUGAUAACUUUGCUCUUCGUUCUUUUUUCGCAAUUAACCAGAGCAAAUGUGGAUUUUGCUGUUCUUAAAACUUAGUAAAUUGCUAUGACAGAUGAAUAGAAGAAAGCCAAGAUUUAUGAAACUAGAUAUAAAACGCCAUUUAGUGAUACUGCACCAUUGACAAAAAUACCCAACUAUAUCAAAAUGGAUUUCGAUAUCACCUAAUCAUAGAUAAAGAGUGUAGGAAUGCUGCGUGAAGUAAACGUUGAUGUGUGUUAAUCAUCGAAUUUCAGAUUGACUUGGUUUGAGAUAGCUCACAGAAAUGGCUACUAUAUUUACUUCUACAUGGAAACCAAUUUCAACUCAAGAAAUUACCUGAUUAGUAAAACAACAAUCGUAUUCUAAGAUGGAAAUGAUGAAGUAAAAAUCCACAGUGAUCCGGGAGUAAAUGCUCUUGGGGUUCCCUAUUCAAUAUGGAAUAAGCCAUCAUCAGCAAAAAACUCUUUUGUUUAUGGAAUAGGAGUAGAAUUCUACCCAUUCGUGUAUAACAAAUAUUUUAGGUAUGUAAUCAGGAUGUUUGAUACCUCAGGCACAAUGAGAGGAUUGAUGGGUGAAGAAGAAAACUUUGCAUACACAAGCUUUGCAUUUGCAGCAGUCACUGGCUUUUGCAUUGGUGGAACUGCCUUGGCUAAUGUCAUAGGAAUUCCCUACACUAGUAAAAGACUAUCACUUUCUAAUUGUCUUUUGAUCUCUGUCUUGUUUGAGGCUCUUGGAAACGUAAUUCUGUCAAAGUUUAUUCUCCUAUAAACUAUCAAAAAUACAAUCAAUUUUACACAGAUAUAUGGGGCUUAAAAUCUCAGGAAAAAAGGUUUUAUAUCUCUUGGAUCAUCGUUAAUGGCUACAUGUUUAAUGAUGAUAAAUGUCACGAUAUUUGCAUUACCAUUAUCAAGCACGUAUAUUGCAUUUAGUGGUAUGACAGGCGCCUCUUUAUUUGUAUUUGGAUUUGAAACUGAAGAGUAGAAUACUAAUACUGGUAAUUCUGCUAAUUCUAUUGAAUCAGAUGAACGGAAAAAUCCUAAUAAAAUUUCUAUCGUUACUGCAGAUUGGCUAAUAGGAGAGAGUCUCAUAUGGAUAUUUACCCCAGUUUUAUCAGUUUUGCUAACAUAUAUCUUGCAUAAAGCAAUGAAAAAAUUUAUAUUCGAGAGAUAAGAUGCGAGGAAAAGAGUCAUUAAGAUUACUCCCUACUCGAUUAUUUUCUUGAUCAGCAUUGUAGUGACAUUGCCAAGUUUUAUAAUUUUACUUGUUCUUUCUAGACUUUAUAUGAUUAGAAAGGCUCAUAAAGAUGAAGAGAAUACUCGGCUUUGUACAGAUAUUGUCGAUAGUCUCAAAUUCUGGAGUUCUAAGGCUUUGCUUAAAGCAUACUUUGGAGAUGAAUAGAAUGUAAUGAGAAGACUCACAUAAAGACAAAAUUAUCAAUUAGAGAGAACAAAACUACCAGAUCAAAUAGAUGAAUAAGAAUCUUAUCUUGAAGUCAGUAAGGAUAAUGGAAGUGAUGAAGAUCAAUAAAAAGUAAUGACCUAAAACCAGGAGCAUAGAGGAUAAUAGAAGCAAUAGUUUAAAACUAUUUAAAUGUAUCAAUAAGAUAGAUUUGAUAUAAACUGCAGUGAGAAUAUGAGCGAAUAUCCUCAAGAAUAAAUUCCCUCUCCAUCAUUUGAGCGUAACAGGUAGAAUGAACAAGAGGAAAAUGAAGAGUAGUUAUAGUAAAGAAUGAUUCGCAAUGAGUAGUUAAGAAAUUCACACUCAAAAGUAUACAUUCACAGUGAAAAAAACAAAUAAAAAAUUGAUAAGCUUUUCAAAGUACCUAUGAUUAUUAGCACUUGUUUAUUGGCUUUUGCUCAUGGAUCAAAUGAAGUGAAUGUAUCGGCACCAUGUGCUGCGAUGAUAUUUCUGCUCAAUAAAAAUACGGCAAUUUCAGAUGAAGAGGCUUAUUAAGGUUUGGCGAUUGGACUGGAUAUAGCAAAUAUUUACUUUUUAAACAAGAUUUCAAAGGGGAAAAAAUUUAAAUAUAAAAAGAUUGGCAUGGCUAUUGGGUUCAUUAUUUUAACUGUGGUAGCAAGUGCUUUAUUCAGUAUAGCCUUAUAUCAGCUAAUCUCAUCUCUUGAUGAUGCAAUUAAAAAUUGA
This is a messenger RNA of Stylonychia lemnae, 2160 nucleotides long. Lineage: Eukaryota; Ciliophora; Spirotrichea; Sporadotrichida; Oxytrichidae. The record is from the annotation of a GenBank genome assembly.